UCAAAUGCAUGCUGCCUCUUUGUUGCAUAGAUUGACUCAUAGGUUUGACAUCUGAGUUUUAGAAUUUGGUUUCUAAGUUCCUUGAGUUAAAAUAUGACAGAUGUUGCAAUCUUCUGUUUCUGAUAAAUCAGUAUGAGAGGAGCAAUGGGUACAUCCCCUCAGGCUGUUGAGGCUAGACAUCGUUUGUCUGCAUCAAUUGAAGACGUCUAUAAAAGAAGAACAAACAAAAGCAAAGCUAAGCCUUUCCAUAUUUCCUUUCAAGAAAAAAGUUCAAGAUGCAAACUUCCUCUUCUGAAAUUUGUCUUACUAAUUAUUGUAUCUGGCACUUUUGUAACACUCCUAUACUCUCCAGAGGUUUACAAUAACAAUCAGCCAGUACAUGCUGGUUCUAGGCCUAGUUUUGUGAACAGCUGGAUAUGGGGUGGAUCAGAUGCUCGUUAUAUAUCAAAUCUUGAUAUUGACUGGGAUGAUAUUAUGAAAGUUCUUGAGAAGUUGACUGAUAAUAAUGAAAAUCAGGGAAUUGGACUUUUAAACUUCAAUGAGAAUGAAAUCAAUCACUGGAAGCAGCUUAUUCCUGAUGUCAAAACCGUUGUUCUGCACCUAGACUAUGCUGCAAAAAAUGUGACUUGGGAUUCCUUAUACCCAGAAUGGAUUGAUGAGGAAGAAGAAUCUGAAGUUCCCAUUUGCCCAUCUUUACCAAGGCUUAAAGCUCCCGGAAUACGGCUUGAUCUCAUAGCUGUUAAACUUCCUUGUCGAAAUGAGGGGAAUUGGUCAAGAGAUGUGGCUCGGUUGCACCUGCAGCUUGCAGCUGCUGGUUUAGCAGCCUCUGCCAAAGGCUUUUAUCCUGUGCAUUUGCUUUUUGUUACCAGUUGUUUUCCAAUACCAAAUCUUUUUACUUGCAAGGACCUUGUUGCACGUGAAGGAAAUGCAUGGUUAUACAAACCACACUUGAAUGCAUUGAGAGAAAAAGUACAGCUCCCAGUAGGUUCUUGCGAACUUGCACUUCCUCUCCGGGGCAAUGAGAUGGUUUACACAGAACAUGUGCACCGAGAAGCAUAUGCAACAAUUCUCCAUUCAGCUCAUGUUUAUGUUUGUGGAGCUAUUGCUGCUGCCCAGAGCAUCCGCAUGUCUGGGUCCACCCGAGACCUUGUGAUACUUGUAGAUGAGACAAUCAGUAGAUACUACAGAAGUGGACUUGAGGCUGCAGGAUGGAAGAUUAGGACAAUCCAAAGGAUAAGGAACCCCAAAGCUGAGAAAGAUGCAUAUAAUGAAUGGAAUUACAGCAAGUUCCGGUUAUGGCAGUUAACAGAUUAUGACAGGAUCAUUUUCAUUGAUGCUGAUUUGCUUAUACUCAGAAACAUUGAUUUCUUAUUUAAGAUGCCACAGAUUUCUGCAACAGGGAACAAUGGUACACUUUUUAACUCUGGUGUAAUGGUUAUUGAGCCAUCAAAUUGUACUUUCCAGCUUUUGAUGGAUCACAUUAAUGAGUUUGAGUCCUACAAUGGAGGGGACCAAGGAUACUUGAAUGAAGUUUUUACAUGGUGGCAUAGGAUUCCAAAACACAUGAAUUUCUUGAAGAACUUCUGGAUUGGUGAUGAAGAAGAGGUAAAGCAAAUGAAAACUAGGCUCUUCGGUGCUGAGCCUCCAGUUCUGUAUGUCCUUCACUAUCUGGGUGUGAAGCCAUGGCUGUGCUUCCGGGACUAUGAUUGUAAUUGGAAUGUUGAUAUAUUCCAAGAGUUUGCCAGUGAUGUGGCUCAUGAAAAGUGGUGGAAAGUACAUGAUGCAAUGCCAAUGCUGUUGCAGCAGUUUUGCCUGUUGCAAUCAAAGCAAAAGGCACAACUAGAAUGGGACCGUAGGCAAGCUGAGAUAGCAAACUACACAGAUGGUCAUUGGAGGAUUAAAGUUAAGGAUCAACGUUUAAAGAAAUGCAUAGACACUUACUGCUCCUGGAAGAGCAUGUUAAAGCACUGGGGUGAGACAAAUUGGACAGAUGAGGACCCUUUUACUCCAACGCCUCCUGCAAUUUCAAGAGCAUCUCUCUCUAGAAUGUGAGUUGUAGAUUCUAUUCUUUCUCAUCAAACCUUUGCCUUCAGUAUCUGUGUCCUCACUAUGCUCAUGCCUUCAUCAUGUAAAUCGCAUAGUUCCAAGGACUUCAUUUUUUUUUUCCCCAUCUUUUUAAUUCCUGAAAGUGUUUUUGACCCAUUCUUUACUCUGGGUAUAAUAGACUUCAUCACCUUUGAUAAAGUUGAUAUAUUUACAGUUACA
Molecule: messenger RNA, 2265 nt
Organism: Quercus lobata
Lineage: Eukaryota; Viridiplantae; Streptophyta; Magnoliopsida; Fagales; Fagaceae
Product: UDP-glucuronate:xylan alpha-glucuronosyltransferase 1-like
Exons: 5
Coding region: 133-2052 (639 amino acids)
Molecular function (GO): glycosyltransferase activity
Source: RefSeq, a predicted model, not a curated record